GUUUCGUUGAAACAACCUAACAAGCAUAAUGAAUCGUAGCACAUCAUCUUCCAUGUAGCUGACCAGAACAUGUUUGAAUGGUACAACAGAAUUUUCGGGGAACCGCUAUAGCUACGUGUAAGAUAAGAUAGCCUUCGAGCUAGGAAAGUUAGAGUAAGAGCGUCGACAGUUCUUGUUAAUCGGGUGUGUCAAAGCUUUAGAUAACACAAAGACAUAAACUGGUUGUUUGAAUGGAUAUAUUGAAUUUUAUCGUAAAAGAAAGGUCUGUUUCGACAAUGUGGUUAAAACAAUAGCAAAAUCAGAGGAGACCAGCAACUACAGUCGUAGAGAUGUGAUUUCGCAAUGAGGAUGAUAUUAACGCCGGCUGUAAUCAGAGAUUAGCAUGUGUAUGAUUGUUACUUGUAUUCGAAGAAACCAAUAACUACCUCAUAUUCAUAAAACAUUGCUACGAGAGGCUAGGAAGAUGAUGUACUCGUCACGACGAAAACCAGUUCUCUAUUUUAAAGAGGAUAGAAGAAGCGACUCUGAAAAGCUGCAUCGUCAUGGAGACCAGUUUCUUACAGGGAAAUGCACAGUCUACAAGCUUUUCGGCCUCUGCGUGGCGCUUGUCCUCGGAUCUCUUCUCUGGUUACAGCUGAGCUGUUCUGGGGACAUGAACCAGGUUGCCGUGGACACCCGCCUCCCUCGCCAGCCCUGUCCACAGGAGAGACAGUUUUCGGCCGUGGACGACCCUUCAUGGGGCCCGCACAAAAUGGCUGUGAUUGUGCCCUUUAGAGAACGCUUCGAAGAGCUUCUCGUUUUUGUACCUUACAUGCACACGUUCCUCAACAAGAAGAAAAUACGACACAGGAUACUAGUUGUUAAUCAAGUGGAUCAUUAUCGGUUCAACAGAGCAUCACUAAUUAACGUAGGGUUCCUGGAGAGCGGGAACGACACAGACUACAUUGCUAUGCAUGAUGUGGAUUUGUUACCUCUGAAUGAAGCUCUAGACUACGGAUUCCCAGAGGAAGGCCCUUUCCACGUGGCCUCUCCAGAACUUCAUCCGCUCUAUCACUAUAAGACAUACGUUGGAGGAAUCCUGCUUCUCACUAAGGAGCAUUAUAAAAUGUGCAACGGGAUGUCCAAUCGGUUCUGGGGCUGGGGCAGAGAGGACGAUGAGUUCUUUAGGAGGCUGAGGACAGCUGGACUGCAGCUUUUCAGACCACAGGGGAUAGAGACUGGAUACAAAACCUUCAGACACAUCCAUGACCCUGCCUGGAGGAAGAGAGACCAGAAGAGGAUAGCUGCACAGAAACAGGAACAGUUCAAGGUGGACCCCGAAGGUGGCCUCACCAACUUACGGUACAAGAUUGAGUCCAGACAGGAGCUGACUAUCAGUGGUGCCCCUUUGACGGUCAUCAACACUGCUCUGGAGUGUGACCUAAAUGUCACGCCUUGGUGCCAGUUAAGCUAGCAUGCCUCAGACACGUAGACGGUGCCAAGGCAGCGUGUGCUCUCCUGAUGCUGAGCCAGGAAAGCCUCUCCUAUUGGCUGGCACAGGCUCCUGGGGCGGGUCCUUCAGUCCCUCUAACCAAAAAGACUGUGAUUGAAGGAAGGGGUCAUGAUGGAGCUUGUCUGCCUGCCUCGUUAAAGACACAUUACAGUUUGACAGUGUUGUCUCUUGAUAUUCAUUCAGUGAACUGCUGUAGAGAGCUGUCAUUUCCCAUAGACUGUCUAUACAGUUUCAGGCAGUGCACUGAAAUUGCAUCCCAGAUGUAGCUGAUUACCUGCAUCCUUUUAGGUUGAGAUUUGCAUUUUUUUUUCUUUUAAAUGUUGAAUUUAAAUAUUAUGUCUUAGCAGUGGCCUUUGUUUUUUUUGGUUUUUCUUUUUGGUUGUAUUUCUUUUUGCAGGAGUGUGGGUGGGGGUGUAUUGUAUUUCUCAUGGUGCAAUUUUAAGUACCUGAAAAACUUGUCUUAA
This is a messenger RNA of Chanos chanos (milkfish), 1956 nucleotides long. RefSeq names its product xylosylprotein beta 1,4-galactosyltransferase, polypeptide 7 (galactosyltransferase I) (gene b4galt7). Lineage: Eukaryota; Metazoa; Chordata; Actinopteri; Gonorynchiformes; Chanidae. Gene Ontology annotation, molecular function: xylosylprotein 4-beta-galactosyltransferase activity. Gene Ontology annotation, biological process: carbohydrate metabolic process; proteoglycan biosynthetic process. The record is from RefSeq and is a predicted model, not a curated record. The coding region runs from base 464 to 1453 and encodes 329 amino acids. Gene Ontology annotation, cellular component: Golgi apparatus. The transcript has 7 exons.